Molecule: messenger RNA, 2209 nt
Organism: Lutzomyia longipalpis
Lineage: Eukaryota; Metazoa; Arthropoda; Insecta; Diptera; Psychodidae
Gene: muc
Product: dihydrolipoyllysine-residue acetyltransferase component of pyruvate dehydrogenase complex, mitochondrial
Exons: 5
Coding region: 196-1698 (500 amino acids)
Biological process (GO): pyruvate decarboxylation to acetyl-CoA
Cellular component (GO): pyruvate dehydrogenase complex
Molecular function (GO): dihydrolipoyllysine-residue acetyltransferase activity
Source: RefSeq, a predicted model, not a curated record
UUCUCGGGAAAUUUUGAGUAAACGUCAAUUUGUGUCAACUUUCUGACGACCUUAGUUCGUCCGUGGUGCGGAGAAUUUGCAAGAUUGUGUAUUUUGGUGGCCAGGCAGGACUUCCAGCGCGGAUCUUUUGGACAAAUCGUCAAGUGGGGCUGCUUCUCCGUGACAUCCGACCGCAAACACCUAGUCUAGCUUAUAAUGCUUCGAACGAUAGCCGUGCGAAAUGAGAGCCUUCUCCGUAACUCCAUCAAUCGGGCACUGCGACUCAAUACUGCCCGGUGCGCCUCCACAGAGAGCUUCCGGAGGAUCCAAGGUCACAGAGUAACAAGCAAAAGUGCCCGGAAACCAUUGGAAGCUGUGCAAUGGCAAAUGCAGACACUCCGUGGCUACUGCUCAGACCUACCGUCCCACAUAAAAGUCCUCCUUCCUGCACUUUCGCCCACAAUGGAACUGGGUACAAUUGUCAGCUGGGAGAAAAAGGAGGGUGAUAAGUUGAAUGAGGGUGACCUCCUGGCGGAAAUUGAGACGGACAAGGCAACAAUGGGAUUCGAGACACCAGAAGAGGGCUACCUGGCAAAGAUUCUCGUACCUGCUGGCUCUAAGGAUGUUCCCAUUGGGAAGCUGGUGUGUGUGAUUGUAGAGAAUGAAGCUGAUGUGGCGGCAUUUAAAGACUUCAAGGAUACCGGAGGACCUCCGCCAAAGAAAGCCGCAGCUCCAGCACCCGCACCAGCAGCUACACAAGUUGCCCCCGCUGCUCCAGCUCCACCACCACCACCACCAGUUGCCGCUGCGCCACCACGUCCUAUGACGGCAGUUGAGCAGAAGGGACCCCGUGUCUACGCCUCGCCGAUGGCAAAGAAACUCGCAGAGGCACAGCAGCUGCGACUGGAGGGUCAUGGCAGUGGCAUUCAUGGAUCCUUCAAGGUGGCAGACCUCGCUGGAUUGAGUGCAGCUCCCGCGGCGGCUGCAGCAGCUCCAGCAGCGCACAAAUUCGCCCCCGGCCAGGCCUUCAUUGACAUCCCUGUAUCCAAUAUUCGUGGCGUUAUUGCUAAGCGACUCCUCGAGUCCAAGGUCACCAUCCCACACUACUACCUCACAGUCGACAUCAACAUGGAGGCAGUACUGAAGCUCAGGGGGAAACUCAAUAAAACCCUAGAGAAGCAAAAUGUCAAGCUCUCAGUCAAUGACUUUAUCAUCAAGGCAGCCGCCACGGCGAAUAGGAAGAUACCAGAAGCAAACUCCGCGUGGCUGGACACAGUUAUUAGACAAUUCGACGCUGUGGACGUUGCAGUAGCCGUGGCGACUGAUAAGGGACUCCUCACGCCAAUUGUUUUCGGUGCAGACCGAAAGGGACUCAUCGAGAUUGCUCAGGAAGUAAAGACACUGGCCACAAAGGCGCGAGAAGGCAAAUUGCAGCCUCAUGAAUUCCAAGGGGGAACCAUUACGAUCUCCAACUUGGGAAUGUUCGGCAUAACACAUUUCUGUGCUAUAAUUAAUCCACCGCAGUCGUGUAUCCUGGCCACUGGAGGCACAGAGAAGCGACUAAUUCCCGACGAAGAAGCAGAGAAGGGUUUCCGCGUUGUUGAUGUUAUGGCGGCAACCCUCAGUUGCGACCACAGACUCGUCGAUGGGGCCAUUGGAGCCAACUGGCUUAAGCUCUUCCGCCAAUAUCUGGAGGAUCCAAAUACGAUGCUCCUGUAAAUAUGUUACAUAAACUUCCCGCGCAGUGUGUUCACGACAACUUUUCAUCACCCCCCAGUAAAAGAAAAACAAUUCAAAUCUCAUUUUUGCCUUUUUUGUUGCAAGAAAGAAUGAAAUGAGUUGGAAAAUUCCUUUAGAGAGGGUUUCUAGAAAAUCGCAAAAACAAAGGAUUUGCAAAGUGUUUUAGCCCCCCCCGGAAGAAAAUCACUUAAUUUUUUUUUUGACCAGCGAGAUAUUUGCAUUAGAUAUUAUAUAUACAGUGACUAGGUGGCGUAAUGUUAUAGAAGAGAAAAAAAGAAAUGAGAAGCGUAUUAGAAUUUGAUUUUUUUGCGUAGGAGACAAGAAAGAGUUUUUAAUUUUGAUCUGUGAACCGAAUUGUCUGAAAGACCCUUUAGAAAGAAAAAAAGAUUUUGAAUUAUAUUGGAGGAUAUUCUUUAUUGGAUGUUAUUAUUUUGUAUAAAAAAAUAUAAUUUAAAAAUAAAAAGAUCAUCGAAGAGUCACUCACACGGAA